GAGAGAGAGAGAGAGAGGACAUGGCACAUCGCCUCAGCAUCCCAAACGACACGGAGACCGGAGCCGCUGCAGCUUCGCUCCUCCUGAGCGCGCGUCACACCUCCCGCGCACGCGGCAGCGCGUCCUCCGCGACAAGAGACAUUAAUCAUCGCUCCACAUGAGGUGCCUCUGUGCUUGAUUUGUGGGAGAGAACCUGCUGUAUUUCGUCAAUGAAGACCUUUAAUCCUGAACAUCACACGUGGCUCCAUUCUCCAACUGCCAUGGUGACAUGACGAAUCCCUAAGCUUGCUCCUCUCUUCAAUAUAUAUAGACAGACAAUCUCCUUCAAUGACCCAAAUUGUGCACAGUCUCAGGUCCAAGAUGACCGUGGCCGUGCGCUUCCGUCGACACUUACGGAGGCUCUUGCUCCUGCUGGCCUCCUGCUGUGUGCUGUCUCUCCUACUCUCUGCCUACUUUCUCUUUACAAACUCCUCCCCUUCCAUGCCACUUGGGCAAUCCCCUGCCUGUUCCCAGCCACUGUCCUUGUCCCCGUACCGUUCACUCCCAUACCCCUAUCCACCUAACCCCCCGCACACGCACGUCCACACCGAUCCAGUGGUGCUGGUCCUGGUGGAGUCCCUGUACUCUCAGCUGGGCCAGGACAUUGUGGCUAUCUUGGAGUCAGCACACUUCCAGUUCCGCAUGGAGAUUGCCUCAGGGAAGGGUGACUUGCCGCCAUUGACAGAGAAGGGCCGCGGACGAUAUUCACUCAUCGUUUUUGAGAAUCUAUUAAAAUAUGCCCAUGCAGACACGUGGAACAGGCAGCUGUUGCACCAGUACUGUACUGAGUACCGAGUGGGCAUCAUAGGCUUUUACCGCUCCACUGAGAACUCACCACCUCUCGUCAAAGUUCGAGGUUUCCCAUUGGUGCUUCGGACCAACCAGGCACUUUGGGACUGCUGUGUUGUUUCCAGCUCUCCCCUCCUCCAUCUGACCAAGCCUGGCACAGAUCUAGGGGCCUUACCUGGAGAAGACUGGACCGCCUUCUCUUCCAACCACUCCACUUACCAGGCUGUGCUGCAUGCACGGGCCAGAGAAGGAGCUCCUGGGGCUGGUAGUGGAGACAGUCCAGGCCCUGGCUUCAGUUUUGGCCUCCAUGCCACAGUGAUACAAGACAUGGGACUAUAUGACGGGGUGAGGAGAGUACUAUUUGGACAGGGACUGGGCUACUGGCUCCACAGACUCAUUCUGGUGGACGCCAUCUCCUACCUCACAGACCGGAAGCUUUCCUUGGGCCUGGACCGGCACGUACUGGUGGAUAUAGAUGACAUUUUUGUGGGGAAGGAAGGGACACGCAUGAAUGCCAAGGAUGUGAAGGCUCUCCUAGAUACUCAGAACCAGCUGCGUACUCAGAUCUCCAACUUUACCUUCAACUUAGGGUUUUCUGGGAAAUUCUACCACACAGGCACAGUGGAGGAGGACAAAGGGGAUGAUCUCCUGCUGAAGUAUGUGGAUGAGUUCUGGUGGUUCCCACACAUGUGGAGCCACAUGCAGCCUCAUCUCUUCCAUAACGAGUCUUCUCUCCUGGAGCAGAUGGUCCUCAACAAGGAGUUUGCUGUGAAGCACAACAUCCCCGUGGACAUGGGCUACGCCGUGGCCCCUCACCACUCAGGGGUCUACCCAGUUCACAUACAGCUGUAUGAGGCCUGGAGACGUGUGUGGAGUAUCCGGGUCACCAGCACUGAAGAAUACCCUCACCUGAAACCUGCCCGCUACCGCAAGGGUUUCAUCCACAACAACAUCAUGGUGCUGCCUCGCCAGACAUGCGGCUUGUUUACGCACACCAUCUACUAUAAGGAAUACCCCGGUGGACCUAAAGAACUGGACAAAAGCAUUCGUGGAGGAGAGCUGUUUCUUACUGUCCUACUUAACCCUAUCAGUAUAUUCAUGACUCACCUUUCUAACUAUGGCAAUGAUCGACUGGGUUUGUACACAUUCGUCCACUUGGCUUCUUUCCUGCGCUCGUGGACAAAUCUGAAACUGCAUACGCUGCCACCUGUCCAGCUUGCGCACAAGUACUUCCAGCUUUUUCCUGAACAGAGGAACCCACUGUGGCAGAAUCCCUGUGAUGACAAACGACAUAAAGACAUCUGGUCUAAAGAGAAAACCUGUGACAGAUUACCCAAGUUCAUGGUCAUAGGACCACAGAAAACAGGGACCACAGCACUUUAUCUCUUUCUGCUCAUGCAUCCCUCCAUCUCAAGCAACUUCCCCAGUCCAAAGACAUACGAAGAAGUCCAGUUCUUCAACACCAACAACUAUCAUAAAGGAAUAGACUGGUACAUGGAGUUCUUCCCGGUGCCCUCUAAUGUUAGCACAGACUUCUUGUUUGAGAAAAGCGCUAACUACUUCCCCUCUGAAGAGUCCCCGCGGCGAGCUACUGCCCUGCUGCCUAAGGCGAAGAUCAUCACCCUGCUAAUCAACCCCUCUGACAGGGCCUACAGCUGGUACCAGCAUCAAAGAGCUCAUGAGGACCGUGUGGCCCUACGGUUCACCUUCUAUGAUGUCAUCAGUGCCCACCCAGGAGCUCCAGCUGAGCUACGCUCACUUCAGAACCACUGUCUCAACCCUGGUCUGUACUCCACACACCUGGAGAGGUGGCUGACCUACUACCCUCCAAACCAGGUGAUGAUUAUCGAUGGUCAUCAGCUGAGAACUGAUCCUGCUGCAGUGAUGGAUGAAGUCCAGAAGUUUUUGGGAGUAACUCCUCAUUUAAACUACUCCCAGACACUUACGUUUGACCCCCAGAAAGGUUUUUGGUGUCAACUCCUUGAGGGAGGAAAAACUAAGUGUUUGGGGAAAAGCAAAGGAAGGAAAUACCCUCCGAUGCAGCCCGAGGCACGUGCGUAUCUCUCCAGGUACUACAGAGAACAGAAUGUGGAGCUGUCAAAGCUACUCCAUCGCCUUGGCCAACCACUUCCCUCCUGGCUACGAGAGGAGCUGCAGAAGGUUAGAUAACCUUUACAUCCACGAGCCUGGGAUAAAGCUCACAUGUCAAAGAUCAGGAGGGGACCGGUCAGAUGGCUGCGGCCUUUCAGUGAAGCUGUGGUGAGGGACGCUGUGUUUUCAGCUGGAGGAGCCAUGAACCUCGCUGACAGGCGCACACGGCACCAUGAGAACAGAAAUUUUGCAUGAUGAAACUCAACUGCUUGAAAACAGACUGGAUGGAAGGACGGACAGAAAGAGAUUUGGAUGGUGCUGCUGAAAGUAGACUGAACAGGACAAACCACGUGAUGGAGCUGAGGGAGCUUUUAAAGUUCUUUGAUGGCUUGAAUGGGUUCAGAUGUUUGUUGAACUGUUGAUCUGCAGUGAAUUUGAUGGUUAUCACUUUGUUGUUGUUACCUAUAAUUUAUGAUGCCAGAGCAGCGCUGGUCAGCUGUGUGCGGCUUCCAUAUGAAGUUGUGUUCUGUGAAUGAGACAAUAACACACACAUUGUGUUCUCUUUGCUCACAAUGACACAAAGCAGAUGAAAGGUUCACAUUUUAAAGGCAGUGUAUCGACUCAGGGUGAGUGAGAGCUUGUUUUCUGUCAUACGUUCUCAUUGUGAUUAUGUUUGUUGUUGUUUGUUUUUUUAACAGUAAAGCAGGUUGGUAGUCUUAAGACAUCCAUUCAGGUUUGAGAAGGACAGACUGAAGCAAGGCCUGGUGAUGUUUUCUCUCUUGUGAUGAGCUCGUGCACAGCAUCAACACUCAAUAUAAUCAGUGGACUGACAAUAUGCGACUUUAUGGAAAUAAAACUGACCAAAUUGAGCUGAAUGGACUUGGUACUUACGUAGCUAUGGUAACUGCAGCCAGUUUUUCUUUUGUCAGUGUCUCAGUUAAACCUUGGCCUCAUUGCAUCCCUUUUUUAAAACCAGUGGCCAAUGUUUAGCUUCAGUUUGAAUGCAAAAAAAAAAAGUCCCCAUCACAAACAGAGAAACCAAAAUUAAAUAAAUUGAUAUGACUGGCA
Thalassophryne amazonica is the source of this 3987-nucleotide messenger RNA. RefSeq names its product N-deacetylase/N-sulfotransferase (heparan glucosaminyl) 3 (gene ndst3). NCBI's taxonomy places the organism in Eukaryota, Metazoa, Chordata, Actinopteri, Batrachoidiformes, Batrachoididae. Gene Ontology annotation, cellular component: Golgi apparatus. The record is from RefSeq and is a predicted model, not a curated record. The transcript has 15 exons. Gene Ontology annotation, molecular function: deacetylase activity; heparan sulfate N-sulfotransferase activity. Bases 328 to 2997 code for a protein of 889 amino acids.